AUGGCCGUUAUGAUGAUGCGCCGUGUGAUGUGUGUGUUGGCCGUUGUGCUGUGCUCUUUGGUUGUGAGUGGAGCCACAGAGGCUGUCGAUGGUGAAAAUGAAAUCAGUGAAGAACUGAAAACCAUUACUGAUUUAGCAGGAAGAGCCGUUGAGUUUGUAAAGGCAAGGAAUGUGACGAAGGAGGAGACUUUGAAAUUGAAAGAUCAAUGCAAUGCAGCUGCAGAACAAGCCACAUACUUAACCAGUAAAGCCAAAGAGUUUGUCGCGGAAAUUAAUGAGUUGGUUGCAAAAGCGGAGACUGACGUAUCCGAUCUGGAGGUUGAGAGGCUGAAAGGUGUUAAACUUCUCGAGAACCUGAGGUGGGUCGUAGCCAAUGCACGAGAUACCGCAGUGCUAACUAAAGGAACAAAAAUGCCAAUGAUUGAAAUGGGAGAGAAUGCUCGUAAUCUAUUAUAUGAAUUUAAGAGAUUACAUGAGAACCUUAAAAAAACCACUGAGAACAAAGACCCAGCAGUUCCACAAGAUGAACGCAAGAACAAAACACUCAAGCAGCUUCACGAAAAGGUAGAGGCCGCAUUCCCUUAUACCGAUGACAAGAGUCUGCACCAUUUCCUCUUUGCUGGUAUCGAUGCCGCAGAUGAAGCACAGAAGGCGGCACUAAACGCUGAAACUAUUGUGAAGCGUGCGCAAGAAGCUGAUAACCUUUUGCAGGAUGCCUUGGGGAGACUUAGUACUGCAGUUACUGCUGCCAAGGAGAGAAUUAAAGAAAUAACACCACAAGAAAACCAAGGAUCAUCAAAUAACACAGAGGAUCAGAGUGCCCCUAGCGACUCCAAUCCUACCCAGCAACCAUCACCUGCAAGUACGACUGCUAUAACAGGCUCAAAAGAAACCAAUACUACUACUCCACCGAGCACUGAGAACACUACCCCAGAAGCACCAACCACCACUCCAUCUCCUGUUGCUGUACCCGACACAGUGAUCAGCAGCAACACUAUUGCCUCCGCUGUACAGAACAAGGCUAAUGCUGACAGAAGUGUCAGUCCUGUGUGGAUGCGUACUGCAGCUCCGCUGUUGAUUGUGGCUGUGUUGUUCUCCGUUACUGUGUACUGA
Molecule: messenger RNA, 1113 nt
Organism: Trypanosoma theileri
Lineage: Eukaryota; Euglenozoa; Kinetoplastea; Trypanosomatida; Trypanosomatidae
Exons: 1
Coding region: 1-1113 (370 amino acids)
Source: RefSeq, a predicted model, not a curated record